CUCUAAUGUGCCCAUUUUAGAUUGUCUCGACGAAUGGAGUAUACGCCUUUAAGAGAGGAUCUUGACGAGAUUCGAGUUAUCACCAUUCUUCCAACCUCCGCUGAUGGACUCGUUCAUUGCACCAUCGAAGUUGUCUCUCUCACGGACCGGAAUGAGAGGGGUGAAAACCACGAAGCCACCGAAGCUCCUGCACCAUCACAAUACCGCUUCAAAUGGGGUGAUUAUGCAUGCUUGUCGUACACGUGGGGGGAUCCGACGAAAACGGCAAGCAUCAUUGCCAAUAGCGUCCAAAUCCAAGUGCCCACCAAUUUGGAAGCUUGCCUUCAAACCAUGCAAAAUCGAUCGAUGUUUGGAGCAAGAUUCAAGGUAUGGAUUGAUGCCAUCUCUAUCAAUCAAAGGGAUACCGCAGAGCGUGGUCUUCAAGUUGGCAAGAUGCGAGAACUUUAUACUGUGGCCUGGUCGGUCGUGAUAUGGCUAGGUGCGGAGUGUUCAGAUAGCCAGAAAGCCAUCGAUCUCUUGGAAAAGCUGUCGCGUUACUACGAUCAUGGAGACAAAGAUGAACGCAAUAUCCCAAAUCUGAACCUAGAAAUUGAGGCACUUAGGUCUUCCCUGAAAAAUGACCCUGAAUAUCUUGGUAGAGGAAGUUGGGUGGCUCUACGAGAAUUCCUGAGCCGCCCUUAUUGGGACCGACUAUGGAUCAUACAAGAAGUUCUGAUCAGCGCCUCGAAAACCGUACUCUGUGGGAGUCGCUCCAUUAAUUGGGAUAUCCUUUGCAAAGGGAUAGGCACUAUCCAUCAGUCCCUUUUCGUGAUGAAAAACGAUCUUCUCGACCACGACCAGAAAGUCUGUGAGAAGACGUAUCUAGAGCCGUGGAGCACGAAAAAUUUGCAUCGGGUGUUGAAGGACUUGUGGCUUCUGGGUGAAGAACUCAAGCAGAAAAGCAACUCGAUCUAUCUUCCAAGCAAGCGAGCCGACAGCCAUCCUCGGUUUCAAUUUCAUCGCAAACCAUUGGAUAUUCAUCGCCUCCUGGAAAUCUCAAAGCAGUCGCUUGGAUCUGAUGCAAGAGACAGAUUCUACGGCUUGCUUGCAAUUGUGGAGCCGGAGUUUGCAAGUCAGAUCAGACCCUCAUACGCCAUAGACGCCGGAGCGGCUUUCAACAUGGUUGCAAAGACGCAUAUUCAAACAUAUAAUUCGUUGGAGAUUCUGAGAGAGGCAAACCCGUGGGGUGGCAACGACUCGGCAUCUUGGGCUCCGGACUGGACAUGGCAGGGACGAAAUCGGUUCAAGAUGCACCUCGUGCCUUACAAUGCAAGUGGCAGCACUCCUUCAAGUGCUCGAUUCUUAGACCAGGACAAGACUUUGAUUUGCAGUGGUGUGAUAAUUGACAAAAUUGACGGCCUGGGGCUGCGCCGUCGAGAGGCCCGAGGCGGUGUUAAUCACGCUGCUGAGUUGUGGGAAUUCAAAGCAGACACGAUGGUGCAGCCACAAGCUACCUCACGUUCUGAGAUUGAGAUGGAGCAAUUGAAGCUGAAUUUGUGUCGUGCGCUCACGCGUGACCGCCCCUGGGAAAUUCCUAACAAUGAAUCCACAUGGCAUUUGGCAGUGUUAAAUCUACCUGCAGACGAAGACACAGCCUUGAAGGAAUUUUCUGCCCGUGGACCGGGAUGGGAGUACCUGGCGUCGGAGAGGAAUUACUACCAGCGGUGGUCGUUGUGGAGAAAGGCACAUGCCGAAUUUAUGAUCUGCGGGCAUCGACUUGACGAGUUCUUCAUGGAUCACGUACCAGACGAUGCCUUGCAUGAUGAUUAUAGUGCUGCUUAUAAUGCGGCUAAGGGUUCUAGUCAGGCUCAAAGACUGGUCGUGACGGAGAAAAAUCGAAUCGGAUGGGUUACUGACAAUAAUGAUGGUGGUGCUGAGGAUCAAGUGAUGAGGGGGGAUCUUUUCUGCGUUGUGUUCGGCUGCAGCACGCCUAUUGUCAUACGUCCCAAUCCCAAUGGGUUUGUUGUGCUAGGUGAAGGUUACCUUCAGGGUGUGAUGGAAGGAGAGGCCUUGCAAAUGGUAGAGGACGGAGAGCUCUGUAUUCAAGAUCUCAAGUUCUAUUGA
Messenger RNA from Hyaloscypha bicolor E, 2103 nucleotides. RefSeq names its product HET-domain-containing protein. NCBI's taxonomy places the organism in Eukaryota, Fungi, Ascomycota, Leotiomycetes, Helotiales, Hyaloscyphaceae. The transcript has a single exon. Bases 34 to 2103 code for a protein of 689 amino acids. The record is from RefSeq and is a predicted model, not a curated record.